CUAGACGCUGCUGGAUGAGAUCUACCGCUCCCACCUCUGCAAGUUUCCGACCUCCGCUCGGCUUUUACAAACAUGUUUUGCUUUUGUAGGCUAUAAGUGAGAUUUUACCUGUCGUUGAUGAGACUGUGGAUGCGUAUUUGCGCCACGCUUCCGAACACUGUCUGCUUUUUUAUUUUAUUCCUAAAAACGAACGGGAGACCUCCGCCAUCGAUGGAAAUUGAAAUGUGUUUUCUGAGCCGCUUGUCUGCUGAAGGGAUGCCUUCCGAGCUGAUGUAUGAAGCUGAACCAGGCUGCCUCUAUUCAGCACACACUGGAGCAACAGACUGGACUGUUUUUUGUACCGGACACUUGUGAAAUGAAGGACAAGAAGAAGAAAAAGAAAUAGUAGAUGUUUGUUAUUGAUGGGGAUCACAGCACAUCGGGGUGGGUGCGAACCGAUGUGGAACGGAUGCUUCUGAGUGGAAUUUAAUUCUGACUGUUUAUUUCUUUUAAAGGGGUGGAGGAUCGUGUUGAUUUGGUUUUAAUUUCAGCCUUGGCAGCAUAUAGGCUAUACCGCUCGUCAAUGAAUUGAUGUGGGAAUAUACGCUACCUCGGCUGCAUAGAUGGCAAACACAAGCGAGUUUGGGGAGAGCAGCCCGUCCUUACAGAGCUAUGCGUCCACGGCCUCUGCGGUCAAGGUGGCCUCCCUGCUUCUGAUCAUGGGCAUCAGCCUGCUGGGCAACGCGUCGCUGUCGCUGCUGCUGCUGAAAGACAGCUCGCUGCACAAGGCUCCUUACUAUUUCCUCCUGGACCUGUGCCUGGCUGACGUGCUCCGCUCAGCCGUCUGCUUUCCCUUCGUGAUGGCAUCGAUCAGCGGCGGCUCCGCCUGGCCGUACAGCGCACUCAGCUGCAAGAUCGUCGCCUUCAUGUCGGUGCUCUUCUGCUUCCACGUAGCCUUCCUGCUCUUCUGCGUCAGCGUCACCCGGUACAUGGCGAUCGCCCACCACAGGUUCUAUUACAAGAGGAUGAAUCUGUGUACGUGCGUGGCGGUGAUCUGCAUGGUGUGGACUCUCUCCGUAGCCAUGGCUUUCCCUCCAGUUUUCGACGUGGGCACCUACAAAUUCAUCCGUGAGGAGGAGCAGUGCACGUUCGAGCACCGCUACGUGAAGGCAAACGACACCCUGGGCUUCAUGCUGAUGCUGGCCGUCAUCGUGGGGAUGACCCAUGUGGUUUACAUCAAGAUGCUGUGUUUCGUCUACGAUCACCGCAAGAUGAAGCCGGCUCAGCUGGUCCCUGCCAUCAGCCAGAACUGGACCUUCCACGGCCCCGGAGCCACCGGGCAGGCCGCCGCCAACUGGAUCGCAGGCUUCGGCCGCGGACCCACUCCGCCGACGCUGGUGGGCAUCAGGCAAGCUUUGCAUCCAGGCAACCGCAGGCUGCUUGUGCUGGACGAGUUUAAGAUGGAGAAACGGAUAGGGAAGAUGUAUUACAUGAUCACACUGACCUUCCUCAUUCUGUGGGCUCCGUAUAUAAGCGCCUGCUACCUGAGAAUAUUUGCGCGGGGAGCCCCGGUCCCGCAGCUCUACCUGAGCGCUGCGGUUUGGAUGAGCUUCGCCCAGGCGGGUGCGAACCCCAUCAUCAGCUUCCUGUUCAACAAGGAGCUCCGGAUGCGCCUCAGAGCCUGUUUCCCGUGCUGCCUGGGGACACAGACGCCCAUGGAGCCAUACUGUGUCAUCUGAACAGUUACAGUCCCUAAAAUACUGCCAAAGACACAAUAAAUCUCAGAAAGUAGGCUACAGACUGGUCCCCAAAAUGUGUUUGGAGCCUACAAGCAAACAGGCUGUUGUGGAGGGUGAACCAACUGCAGUUAAAUUUACCCACAUUUUUAUUUGUGGCAAAGAUUGUACCCUCUUUUUUAUGAUAUAAUGUAAAUUCAUACUGUUUUAUGCCAAUUCGAACCAGACUAAUUACAGCUAUAUUAAGGGAUAGAAGCAGAAUGUGUUGCUUUUGCAAAACAAUCACUUUUGCCACCUUUUUUUAUUCAUCCCACUAGGUGAUUUCCAAAUAUAGAUCAGCCUCUAUGACAGUUAUGGGUCAUGUUAUGUUCUAUUGCUUGACUACAAUAUUGUACAUGAAUGUCACUUUGGCUAUCUGUUUGUACAUUUUGAAAUUCUAUCCUAUCACUCCCUUUUGAGGUUGUUUGCCUUUUGCACAACUGAUGACUGGAACACAACAGAACUAUUUUAUCAGCUGAUUAGAGUCCGUUUCUAGCAUCUGUGACACACUUGGUUUCUAAUCGUUUGGAUACCACAAAUGAGAAACAGAUCUCAGUAUAUUUUUAAUUAGGACAGUGUCACAUUUGUAAAUAAUGUAAAGCCAUUUUUCCUCGUUAAUUCUGCUUUUUUAACCAGAUGUGUUGUACAUGUGUUAUGACCCACUGGGAUUCUUUGUGUUGAUAAGGAGUUUUGUUUUAAGGUCCCAUGACAUGGUACUCAUUGGAUGCUUUAUAUAGACCUUAGUGGCCCCCUAUUACUUUAUCUGAAGUCUCUCUCCCAAAGUAUAGCUUGGUGCAGAAUUACAGCCACUAGAGCCAGUCUCACAAUGAGCUUUCCUUAGUGUGUGCCAAUUCUGAGUCUGUAGCUUUUAAGGAGGGGGGGGGGGGGCUUGAACAACUGCCACUUUGCUCAUUAGAAACCCAUGAUGUCUCGCUCUCAUGGCUGUGCCAAAUUCUCUGGGCAGGCAAAGCAGAGAAAGGGGAGGUAACCUUGCUCCUUAUGACCUCAUAAGGGGCAACAUUUCAGAAAGGCCCAUCUGAGCUUUCAUUUUCUCAAAGGCAGAGCAGGAUACCCAGGACUCAGUUUACACCUAUCGUCAUUUCUAGCCACUGCGGGACCAUGGGCAGGCUGGAGGAACGCAUAUGAAUGUUAAAAACCUCCAUAAAGUGAUAUUUACAUGCCAUGGGACCUUUAAAGCUAUUUUGCAAGAUAUUUUUCUUCUUCUUCAUGGGUCAGCUGUGUUGACAAAUGGGUUAAUUCACAUUCCCGUGUGGAUAUCCAGAUAGCAUUCUUUUUCUACUGAUAUGGAAAUGUGAACAAUUUGGUGCUUUGGAAAGGACGUUUGCAUUGUUUGUAUUUCUUAGUAAAUAAAUAAGGAAAUGGAUGAUA
Messenger RNA from Etheostoma cragini (Arkansas darter), 3143 nucleotides. It is a transcript of the gene gpr27, whose product is annotated as G protein-coupled receptor 27. Gene Ontology annotation, cellular component: plasma membrane. Bases 603 to 1718 code for a protein of 371 amino acids. The record is from RefSeq and is a predicted model, not a curated record. Gene Ontology annotation, biological process: G protein-coupled receptor signaling pathway. NCBI's taxonomy places the organism in Eukaryota, Metazoa, Chordata, Actinopteri, Perciformes, Percidae. The transcript has a single exon. Gene Ontology annotation, molecular function: G protein-coupled receptor activity.